AGCACUAGCAUUUCCUGGCCGUUAGCGGCAAGGGUGCUUUGUGGACGCAAACAUGGCCCAAGUGUCACCGGCAGAUCUCAAGUCGUUGCCCAACUUGCCUGGAUAUACUUUUCCAGAGUACAAAGAUAACUAUCCAAGACAAAACUCUUGGAACCUGGUCAACGGCGUGAGAAUCGAGCAGAAAGAUGGGGUUUCCCAUGACAAGCCCAAAUUUGUGAAGGUGAGCAAAGUGCAGGAUGUUUGGCGAUCUGGUUCCCUGCCAGACAGCCAAACGCGCGCAGUGUUCAAGAAUGCUGGUGCUGACAUCCAGUUUCAAGAGCUUCCUGCAUGGGAUGCCUUUGACCGACAUGUCCUGCGCUUCACGGGCUAUUUCAAGGAGUCUGUGGUCGAGACAAACCUGGAGAAUUUCCGUGUGCGGAAGGUGGUCAUCUACUACUAUUUGGAGGAUGAUACUUGUCAGAUUCAAGAGCCCAAAAUCGAGAACAGCGGCAUGCCACAAGGUCAGCUGAUCCGACGCCAUCGCUUCCCGUCGGUGGAAGGGGGCUACUUGAAGGCUGAGGACCUUCGGGUGGGUACCGUCUUGCAGAUCUAUGGGCGAAACAUUUACAUCACUGAUUGUGAUCCUUUCACUCGGGAGUACUUCGAGCAGGCAGGAAUGCCUCAAGGGCCAGCGGAGGCUGAAGAGACAGAUCCCUUCCAGGCGACCCGAGAAGCGAUGAAGAGCCAUGCAUCGACUCAGCCCAGAACCUAUGAGAAGGUCUAUAGAGAGGUGAUGCUGGGUGGUGGACACAUCAAUGCAGACAUGCAGCAGUUCUUGGAGAACGACAAAAAGAUUCUUCGCUUCUACGCGGUGAUGGAUGAUGUCACGACCCCCCAGUUCGAACGCAGGCCCUUUACCAUCAUGUUCUUCCUGGCCGACGAUACCUUGGAAAUUUCGGAACAAUAUCCCUUGAAUUGCGGCAGGGAGAAGUUCCCCAUCUUCUUCCGGCGAGGGAAGCUGCCCUUGGGGCCCUACAAGGUGCAAGGACCUCAAGCACAAGCGCGCAAAAAGAGUGAGUUUGUGCAUGGUCAUGAUCUGCGGGUGAACACAACCGUGCAGCUGCUUGGGAACUACAACUUCUUCAUCUAUGAUGCGGAUGAGUUCACCAGGAAGUACUUCAGGCAGAAGUUGGGCAUGGAGCUUGAACCCAUGGUUGAUGUUCGCUUGCCAGAGCGAACCGUACCCAGGGCCAAGACUCCGCCCUACACGGGCUAUGGCACCUGGGAAGAUUCCAUGGGCUCGGUGACGCAUCUGGUGCCCAAGCUGCCGAAGAAGGACUUGGUGAAACUCUUCCAGCACGAGGGCAAAGUCUUGCGCUUCAAGGCGAAGUUUGCCAAGCCGAAGCCGGAAGACGCAGAUCGCAUGUUUGUCAUGUCCUUCUACCUGCAGGAUGACACCCUUGCCAUUCAUGAGCCGCCACAGAGGAAUAUGGGGAUUGUGACGGGCCGAUUCUUGGAGAAAGGCAUCCACCUGAACCAGGUCACAGGGCGCUUCUUUGAGCCCAACGAUCUGCUGCCAGGCAAUGUGGUGCAGGUGUACAACCACGAGCUUCUGAUUCUGGACAUGGACGAAUAUUCCAGAAAGGUCUUCGAAAAUCCAGAUACCUUACUGCGUAGCUUCGACCUCGAAGCGGUUCUGCAGAAGCUACGCGACUCCAUGCGACAGCAGUAUCCCCUGGUGCGAGAUAUCUUCAGGCGAUUUGACGGGGAUCAUGAUGGCGUUCUGACGGUGGCGGAAUUCCAGGGAGCCCUGGAAAAGUUUGGCUUCCAACUCGCACCAGAGGAUGUGCUGAAGAUCAUGCGGCACUUUGACUCUCGAAAGGAUGGGCAGGUGAGCUACAAUGAGUUCUGUGAUGCUCUGUUGGAUCCAGACUGGACCACCUGCAUGCUGCAGACUCGAGGUCCUCUGGAUGACACGCAUGACGAUGCUUAUGCAACGCGUGUGUCCGAAAAGACCGCAGAACGCACGGAGACGAAUCAGGUGCGAAAAGCAGUUCGAGACCUGGGAGAUGUUUUGUACAAGAAGCAUGGCAUGAUCAUCCGAAUCCUCAAGGAGAUGCAGCAUAUCACUCACGAGGACUACGUGUCGUCGGAACAGAUGAUGAAAGCUCUGGAAGCCGUGGGUCAUCCUUUUCGUUUGGAAGAUGUGCAGCGAGUGAUCCUCUAUCUCCAACCAGAUGCGGACCUCGAAUCGGUGGAUUACCGAAAGCUUUUCCAAGAUGCUGUCACCAGCUUCCAUGAUGUCAGUGCAUCUCGAUGAGGCCGCAAAAAGCGUUUCGCGGCGCUCAGUUUCAUGUGCUCCACGUGCUCCACGUGCUCCGUGUCCGCUCUGUGGGACCACAGGGUGGGUUUCACCCACCAGAUUUGUGGCAAUUUGUUU
This is a messenger RNA of Cladocopium goreaui, 2419 nucleotides long. Lineage: Eukaryota; Dinophyceae; Suessiales; Symbiodiniaceae. The record is from the annotation of a GenBank genome assembly.